GUCACUUUUGGUGUGUGCCGCGUGUGCGACGCUGCCAAGCCACACCUCUGAAAGCUGUACAACGAAAAAAGAACAUCGCAACACGUGUCACUAUCCGUUGCAAUUUAAAAAGUGACAGUGUGAAAAUUGUUUACAUCCGUUCAAUAACAGGAACCACAAGAGUUUCAAACCAGAAAAUCACUGAAUUAUUCAAUGUCCGGCCACAGGUGGAUCCACUGCAACAUCUGCUACCACUUGCUAACGAAAAAGGAGCGUCGUUUCUUUCUGAUGAGCUGCCAGCAUACACUUUGCAAGGACUGCAUGGCGAAUUCGAAUCGCGGAACAUGCUGCCCGGUGUGCAAAAGGCAGGGUUUGCAGUUCGUGGAAAUCUGCAACACGAUGGACAAGAAGUUUAAAGCGCUGUUUGACCCGGAUGUACCGAAAACCAUCGAGCAGUCGUGCAAGAUCAUCAACUUUCAAACGAAGCAGAAGCAACAUUUGAUCGACUACCUGAAUUACAUGGACGAAAAAAUCCUGAAAGCCGAACAAAUGGAACAGAAAUUGAAAAAGAAAGUCUACGAAUUGCAGCAGCUGUACCAGAAGACGCGUAACUACCGACGGAACAAACAGGAAGCCCUCCGGCAACAGAUGAACCUGGAAGCGGCAGCCGCGGAGGCGGCAGCGGCAGCGGCUGCCGCUGAGGAAGGUGAGAGCCCUCCGUUGGGUGCGGAUCAUUCCAGCCACAGACGAAACCAGGAGUCAAAUUUCUUCGAAGACCACGCGAAAAGCUCCGGAAGCAAUGGCAGCCGGUUGUCGACGGAUAGCAGAGGACGCCGUGAUUCGUUCCUGAAUUUGAAGGGAUCUUCGUCGUCUAGUGAUUCGGUACGUUCAGUGGACUUUGGCACAACUCCGUCCAGUGGCGAUCGAUCAACGGGUCGAAUUAACGAAUCAUUCCAGCACCUGCGGCUCGAUAGUGAGUGAUUGUUAUCGAACAAUUUGAGCAACUUACCGUGAGUAAUUGUGUUACUCAAGAAUUGAUUUGUUUUUCUGUAGGUAUAAAACAUCAGUUUUUCGAACUAUUCUAAGUCUAACAAGAUCUUGAAAACUAAAUUUUAAUUGAUGAUGUUCAAUAGACCAAAAACAACACUUCUUAUAUAAAACGUGGUUUUUAAAGUAGGUGUAGGAAAGUGUUGUAGCUUGGUGACCAUUAGA
Molecule: messenger RNA, 1191 nt
Organism: Aedes albopictus (Asian tiger mosquito)
Lineage: Eukaryota; Metazoa; Arthropoda; Insecta; Diptera; Culicidae
Product: RING finger protein vilya
Exons: 6
Coding region: 193-960 (255 amino acids)
Biological process (GO): homologous chromosome pairing at meiosis; protein sumoylation; reciprocal meiotic recombination
Cellular component (GO): synaptonemal complex
Molecular function (GO): SUMO transferase activity
Source: RefSeq, a predicted model, not a curated record